Messenger RNA from Papaver somniferum (opium poppy), 438 nucleotides. RefSeq names its product F-box/kelch-repeat protein At1g57790-like. Lineage: Eukaryota; Viridiplantae; Streptophyta; Magnoliopsida; Ranunculales; Papaveraceae. The transcript has a single exon. The record is from RefSeq and is a predicted model, not a curated record. The coding region runs from base 1 to 438 and encodes 145 amino acids.
AUGGAUAGGGAUAAUUAUUAUUCAGUCGUAUCUUUUUCUUCUUUGCCGACAUCUUCAGAUUGCGUAGUUUUUGCUAUGGAUGAGAGUAAGGAUGGAAUCUAUAUCGAUUUCAUUAGAAGGCGAGAAGCACAUUGGCGUUCUCAUAACUUUGAUACUACUACUAUUGGAUCAUACGGGCCAUUCCUUGACACCGCGAUUUUUCUCGACGGGGCUUUCUUUUGCGUCGAUCAUCAUGGAAACGUGGGAGUUUUUUCAACAAAGGAUACCAGUUGGAAAGUUGAACCUCAUGAAAUAAAAGAACCUCAUGAAAUAUAUGUUAAUGACAGUUCUCCGGGUUUUUUAGUAGAGUGUGGUGGAGAUCUUUUAUUAGUGAAAUUAGAAUAUGACGAGAAGCCGAUUAGGAUUCUCAAUUUAGUUUCUCUGUUAUGGAAUGGGUAA